Teleopsis dalmanni is the source of this 1505-nucleotide messenger RNA. RefSeq names its product hippocampus abundant transcript 1 protein-like. NCBI's taxonomy places the organism in Eukaryota, Metazoa, Arthropoda, Insecta, Diptera, Diopsidae. The record is from RefSeq and is a predicted model, not a curated record. The annotation marks the transcript as partial. Gene Ontology annotation, cellular component: membrane. Gene Ontology annotation, biological process: transmembrane transport. The transcript has 8 exons. Gene Ontology annotation, molecular function: transmembrane transporter activity.
UUACAGAGUUCUGGUAUUGGAGAGCCUAGUGUGUACCAUGCUUUGGUUGUGAUAUUUUUAGAAUUUUUCGCGUGGGGUCUACUCACAAUGCCCGUCAUUUCUGUUCUAAAUCAAACCUUUCCGGAUCAUACGUUUCUAAUGAAUGGUCUAGUUAUGGGCAUUAAAGGCAUUCUAUCAUUUUUAAGUGCGCCAUUGAUUGGUGCUUUGUCUGAUAUUUGGGGUCGGAAGUUUUUUCUACUAAUAACAGUAUUUUUUACCUGUGCUCCCAUACCACUUAUGACAAUAAAUACAUGGUGGUUUUUUGCUAUGAUCUCAAUAAGUGGCAUCUUCGCAGUGACCUUUUCGGUGGUAUUUGCAUAUGUCGCUGAUGUUACAACAAUUGAGGAACGCUCAAAAGCUUAUGGUUUGGUGUCAGCUACAUUUGCUGCAAGUUUGGUAAUUUCACCAGCUUUGGGUGCUGCACUAAUGGAAUCGUAUGGUGAUACUUUGGUGGUUGCACUUGCCACAGCAAUUGCAGUGCUUGAUGUUUUCUUUAUACUGGUUGCUGUGCCGGAAAGCUUGCCAGAGAAAGUGCGGCCAUCAUCGUGGGGUGCGCCAAUUAGUUGGGAGCAAGCUGACCCAUUUGCAGCGUUACGUAAAGUUGGCACAGAUCAUACCGUUCUGAUGCAGUGUGUUACAGUUUUGUUGUCCUACUUGCCAGAGGCCGGUCAGUAUUCAUGCAUAUUUGUGUAUCUGAAACUAAAAAUGGGUUUCAAUACAAUGGAAGUAGCAAUUUUUAUAGCUGUCGUCGGCAUACUCAGCAUUUUUAUACAAGUGACAUUGGGCUACUUAAUGCGUGUUAUUGGACCAAAGCGCACUAUUAUUUUAGGUUUAGUUUUAGAAAUGUUGCAAUUAGUUUGGUACGGAUUUGGUAAUGUAAAAUGGAUGAUGUGGGCGGCAGGUGUGUUAGCUGCACUCGGUUCCAUAACAUAUCCAGCUAUAAGUGCUUUUGUAUCCAUACAUUCAAAUGCUGACCGACAAGGUGCUGUUCAAGGCAUGGUAACAGGCAUGCGUGGUCUAUGCAACGGUCUAGGCCCAGCUAUGUUUGGUGUAAUAUUUUACUUAUUUAAUGUGGAUCUUAAUACCGAUCAAAUUAACACAGCUGGUGCGGAACCAAAUCAGAAUCAUACGUCUAACAAUGUUAAGUUUGCGCAACUGGUUCCAGGGCCACCGUUUCUAUUUGGCGCAUUAAUGGUCGUUUUGGCGAUAUUAGUGGCAAUAUUUAUACCAGAUGGUAGAGGCAAAGAUGUGAAUCUAAGUAGAGCACCUAGCGAAAAGAAAAGAGCAUCUGUAGAUGUACAGUAUGAAAUUGAAGGUGGGCAUAAAACAACCAGUCCUCUAUCACCACUAAUGCGUGCAGAUUCUUUGGCGCAGCUGUAGUUGCUAAAUCUUAUAGGCUUGUUAGUUUUAUAUUAAUUUACCAACUAAAUGUAUUGAUAUAUUUUAUAAUUUGUAUUAAUUAAUAU